GGUGGAUACCUAUACUGAGACCUAUAUUACUACCCAGGAAGUCAGACUACUACAAACUGCACAGUCAAACAUCAGGACAUCACUGUCCCUCCAGAGUGGGAAUCUGUUGCAUUAUAUCACAGCAAGCCUGAACUUAAGGAUCAACUAAGAAGGGUCAGUACACGCAGCCACAUCUUAAAUUCUGGAAGAGAACAUACAAUGAAUUCCCACAGUGAACAAGUGAACAGUAUAUUGUCUCUGUUUGUACUCAGUGAUGAAAAACUCCAGAAAAUAGUUUCUCUGAUGCUAGAAAACAUGGAGAAAGGACUCAGAAAACAGAAACACACCACAUCCACAUUGAAGAUGUUGCCUACUUUUGUUCACUCAACUCUUGAUGGGACAGAAAGAGGAGAUUUUCUGGCACUGGAUCUACGGGGGACAAAAUUCCGUGUGCUCCAAGUCAAGUUAACAGAUGAUGACAGUUACAAAGUACAGAGUGAAAGCUUUGAGAUUCCAGAGGACAUUAUGACUGGCACAGGGAUACAGCUAUUCGAUUACUUUGCCAAACAUCUAUCCAGUUUUCUAGACAAACAACAACUCAAAGACAAAAAAUUGCCCCUAGGCUUUACAUUUCCUUUCCCCUGCAAACAGAUUGACCUGGACAAGAGUGUGUUGCUGACAUGGACCAAAGGGUUCAAGUGCUCUGGAGUAGAAGGAGAAGAUGUGGUGCAAAUGCUCAGAGAUGCUAUACACAGACAACUGGACUGUGAUGUUAAUGUCAUUGCUGUGGUGAAUGACACCGUGGGUACUAUGAUGAGCUGUGGAUAUAAAGAUCGUGCAUGUGAAAUUGGACUGGUUGUUGGUACUGGUACCAAUGCUUGUUACAUGGAAGAAAUGGGGAACAUUGAACAGAUUGAGGGGGAUGAGGGUCGGAUGUGUGUAAUCAUGGAAUGGGGAGCAUUUGGGGACGAUGGCUGUCUGCGUGACAUCCAGACAGAGUUUGACCUUGAACUUGAUCGCCACUCUCGCAACCCAGGCAGACAGACAUUUGAGAAGAAGAUAAGUGGCAUGUACAUGGGUGAAAUUGUUCGUCUCAUUGUCGUCAAACUGGCUAGCCUACAUCUACUAUUUAAUGGUGUUACAAGCCCUGCUCUCUUGAAGUCUGGGACGUUUGAAACCAAUUAUAUUUCAGAAAUUGAAGAUGAAAAAGUUGGACUGACCAAAGCUAAAGAGAUUCUGCUCAGUUUUAACUUGAAUCCUAGCGAACAAGACUGUGUCAUUGUUCAGAAGAUCUGUAACAAUGUAUCAACACGUUCUGCAAACCUUUGUGCUGCUGGCCUUGCUGCUGUUGUAACCAGGAUCCAGCGUAAUCGACACCUGAAGCAUUUACAGACCACUGUCGGGGUUGAUGGCACAGUAUAUAGAAAGCACCCAAAGUUCAGUGGGAGAUUACAGGCCACUCUGAAACAACUAACUUCCAACUGUGAUGUUCAAUUUAUGCUUUCUGAAGAUGGCACUGGUAAAGGUACAGCGAUGGUAACUGCUGUGGCUCGCCGUUUGUUUGCACAGCGCCAACAGAUAAAUGAAACUAUGGCCCCAUUUUGCCUUUCUCGGAAACAGCUGGUCCAGGUCCAGCAGAGGCUGAGACUAGAGAUGCUUCGGGGGUUGGAGAAAGAGACUCAGUCCACUGCCACAGUGAAGAUGUUACCCACUUAUGUUAGGGGGACUCCAGAUGGUACAGAGAGAGGUCACUUCUUGGCGCUGGACCUUGGAGGCACUAACUUUAGGGUAUUAUUGGUAAACGUGAACAGCAGAGAGGAAGGUGGUGUGAAGAUGGUGAAUCAGAUUUACUCCAUUCCAGAAAGCUUGAUGCAAGGCUCUGGGACCAAGCUCUUUGACCACAUUGUAGACUGCAUUAUAGACUUCGUGAAAAAGCAAGGGAAGAUGGGAUGCCGACUGCCUUUGGGCUUCACAUUCUCUUUCCCAUGUAGGCAGACAGGACUGGACAAGGGCAUCCUGAUAACCUGGACAAAAGGGUUCAAUGCAACAGAGUGUGAGGGGAAAGAUGUGGUGAUGCUUCUUCGUGAGGCCAUUAAACGAAAACAGGGUGUUGAACUGGAUGUCGUUGCCAUUGUGAAUGACACUGUGGGGACCAUGAUGUCUUGUGCAUAUAAUGACAGUAAUUGUGAAAUUGGCCUUAUUGUUGGAACUGGAAGCAAUGCCUGUUACAUGGAAGAAAUGUCCAAUAUCAAGAACGUGGAGGGAGACAUUGGACAGAUGUGUAUCAACAUGGAGUGGGGAGCCUUUGGAGACAAUGGGUGUCUUGAUGUCUUUGUGACACAGUACGAUCAGAUAGUUGAUAAAGCUUCAAUCAAUCCUGGGAAGCAGAGGUAUGAGAAGAUGAUGAGUGGAAUGUACUUGGGAGAGAUUGUGCGCAACAUACUGAUUGAUCUGACAAAACAGGGCAUUGUCUUCCGAGGACAGAUCUCUGAGCGUCUAAACACAAAAGGCAUCUUUGAAACCAAGUUCUUAUCUGAAAUUGAAAGUGAUAGCCUGGUCCUGCUUCAGGUUCGUGCUAUUUUACAAAAGCUUGGUUUGGAUGUGACAUGUGAUGAUACCUUGAUUGUGAAGGAAGUCUGCACUAUUGUUUCACGAAGGGCUGCUCAGCUGUGUGGGGCUGGAAUUGCUGCGGUAGUGGAGAAGAUACGAGAAAACCGUAGGCUGAAUCAUCUUGCCAUUACAGUAGGAGUUGAUGGAACACUGUACAAACUGCAUCCACAUUUUUCCAAAAUUGUUCAUGAAACAGUAGCAGAACUUGCACCCUGUUGUGAUGUUACGUUCCACCAGUCUGAAGAUGGAUCUGGGAAAGGUGCUGCCUUGAUUACUGCUGUAGCAUGCCGACUAAGAGAGACUGGACAACAUUAAAGAAGAAUGGCUGAAGAUAACCAUUUUUUCAUAGAGAACAUUGGGCUGUGCAAUGCAUUGAUUUUGUUUUUCACAAUAUUCAAAAUAUCAUGCAAUCACAUACUGCAAACUUUGAAUUCUUUCCUCUGAUAGUGGGCAAUGACUACUUGGCCUUUUUUUAUAUGGAAGGGAACUAACAUCUUGUUUUCUUACAAUGAAUGCCACUUCAUAAGUGUCUCAGUAUUACAUCAGGCUUCUUUGCUCAUCUUUCUGUUUACUUGCUUGCCUUCUACUGUAAAUAGCUUGUGAGUCCCUUUCCACAUUCUGCUUCCCUUUUAGUUCUGCACUCAUUUUCUUGAUUUUCCUUCCCAGAUAACUACAAAAAUCCUUUUUCUUGUAUUGACUUUAAACUGCUGUGUUUUAAAUCACUUCAGUUUUGACCUGCUUCUACCUUGAUUUCAAUGCCUGUCAUAUUACAUAAUUGCACUUUCAGCAGAGAGUCAAGCUCUUCCUUCGCAUCCUUCUGUGAUGUCACUUGUUAAGGCACUGUAAAGGACUGGCUGCAGAACCGGUCCAUGAACUACCCUGUUGUCAUCACCCUUUCAUUAUACUGACAUCCAUUCAGUAUAGUGAAGUCCAUUCAUUGUUAUGCUCUAUAACUUUUACCCUAGCCAAUGCUUUUACCUAAGAUAUCACCCCAGAAAUUAUUACAAGUUUCCCUUACUUGUUUUCUGUCCUAUUUUUGUGGUGCUGUGUGAUGUCCUAGUCAUCUUUAUGAUGCAGUGUCUGCACCCACAUCCUCACUUAAAAGCCUGCUUACCCAAAGAAAUCUAUUUGACAUGACUGGCUUGACUGUUUUUUUUUUUUUCAGUGAAUUCGUAGAUCACAGUGACAGACAUACAGGUUCUGUCCUUGAUUCUGAUCCCAGUUUUCUGAAGGGAAGUCACAUGACUUAUUUCCAUUGCUCAGGAUCUUCAUCCCCGUCUUGGGAUUUGUUUAAAAAGCUGGUUAGUUGUUAUUAUAAAGGACUGUAAUUUAUGUCCCAAAGAAGAAUGAAGAGAGUGGGUAUUUGCAGGAUAUGACAAAGUAAACUUUAUUUUCUGAUUAUUCAAUAUUUUGAACUUGUUCAUAAAUCAGUAUCAAGGCUUCUAUACUGUUGUGACAUUACAUUCCAUCAGUCUGAAGACGGUUCAGGAAAGGGUACUGCCUUAAUUAUUGUAGUAUAUUCUAAGAAAGAUGUGAAAACAUUAAUGAAAACUACAAUAGUUACUAAUAGAAAAUGUUGUAAUCAGUUAUGAGACAGUUACUGCACUUUGUAUGUUUUAUGAAGAAUAUUUAUUUAUUCUCUGUCAAAUUCACUAAUGCCUUUAUAGGACAAAAGAUUGACAUGAGUGAUACACACAACUUGUGUAAAUAUGAUAAUGCCACUUAUUUGUUGGACAUAUGUAAACUAUGUGCUGCAGAAUGUUGAGAUACAGCUGUGUUAUUUGUUCUGUUUUUGCAUAGUAUCAAUCAUUGUUUCUGUUAAUGAUCAUAUUUUGUAUAAAACAUGGCUGAAAAGGUGCUCUUGAAUGUGUUACAUAAAGUGCCCAUGCAUGUA
Molecule: messenger RNA, 4483 nt
Organism: Protopterus annectens (West African lungfish)
Lineage: Eukaryota; Metazoa; Chordata; Ceratodontiformes; Protopteridae
Gene: HK3
Product: hexokinase 3
Exons: 19
Coding region: 199-2904 (901 amino acids)
Biological process (GO): glycolytic process; glucose 6-phosphate metabolic process; intracellular glucose homeostasis
Cellular component (GO): cytosol; mitochondrion
Molecular function (GO): mannokinase activity; fructokinase activity; D-glucose binding
Source: RefSeq, a predicted model, not a curated record